ACACGGGUUUGGAUGGUCCAGUUUCUUUUCGCGUUUCCUUUUCUUUCAUCAGGCAAUAUACCCACGCAAUUUUUGACGAGUCAAAUCGGUUGUUUCUUUUGCAUGAUCUGCUUUUGGUAACUGUCGUCUGCAUCUAACCGCCGAGCCCUUGAUGCCCAAAGCCAGCUUGAGGUCACCCUGCACGAGGCCGACCGUCUUGCCGGCCGCCAUGCCCCACCCGUCGUUUGCAAUCCGGCGUCCAUAAAUUUCCUCAUCCCAAUCGGUUACUCUUGAUGUCUCUGAGGUUGAGCAAUUCCCUCUCCAUCUCUCACCCGCACAAUCCUCAUCCCUCCUUCAACCGGCGAAUGAUUUCGCAAGCCCUCAAUAAACAAAGCGGCACUUCCAGUAUCACGGCGUCAACGUAGCCUCGACUUCCUCGAAGAUGCCUGACACGUCGCCUCACAUGUUCGGUCUUGGGGAGAGGUUGAUGGACAUCCCACCUGUCUUCUACCUUCUCUUCAAAAUUAUCGAAGGAAUUCUUUUUCCUCCCCAACCGUUCACCCCUCGCCUGGCAAGCAACUCCGACCGCCUUAGACCUGCAUCUAUCGAUACUUGCAGUCCCACUGAACCUCAAGAAAUAUCCAUCUACAACGACCACCGACGUACCAUCGACGGCUGGCAUGCCGUAAUAGGGUGCAUUCUUAUCAUCUUACUCUGCUCUGCCCUCCGCUUCUCCGAAGACAAAUGGAACAUGAGCUCCCGGAAAGGGCGUUGGUCAUACCGUCUCGACUGGAUGAAAGAAGUCAACUACCCGCCUGAGACUCGCACUUUAGCCCCGAUCAUGGUUCCUUCACACCAAGAUUACCGCCUCACCCAACGGCGCGAGGCGAUAAGAGUACUCUUCAUGGUUAUGGUCACAACAUGUGUGUGUCCGAUCACGGAAUAUUUUUUGUGCACUAGGGCAGGAAUUUCGGAACGACUGCAUAACAUUGUGCAAGAAAACACAGCUGGAGAAUCAUACGCUAUGUUGGUGAAUGGGCUUUUCCUGGUUUAUCUGAUCUUCAGAUAUGGUAUCCUUCCUUGGUUCGUGACUGCGGUGGCUAGUGAGAGUAUAGUCUUGACAAUGCUCCCUCUUUACGGCGACGCGGAAAAUGGAAUGAGUGUCUGGGACAGAUGGAUUGAGAGGUGGAUAAAUGCACACCAGUUGGAGAAUGUAGUGGAAGAGGCCCGGUACAUGGCCGCGAUGGAAGAUCUCGACCCAGGACCGCAGAACAUGCCAACAGACUUCGGUCUCUUGGACUCCCAUGUGCCUGAGUUGACGGUUGACGUAUCCUGGCGUGACAAGUAUAAAGGGUUUUCCUCAACCGAGUACUUUGCGGGCUUGAAUGGAGAGAGAAGUGGCCCGUCGAUUGUCACAGGUAGAGGUAGGUGGGAAGUGACUAUGGUAACUUUGUAUGCAUAAUAGAUGUAGGAUUCUAGCCAAUCAUAGCACGUAUUUUAUGCGAAGCCCAUGCAUUGUGCAUGCUCUGAUCACGAACAA
Neurospora hispaniola is the source of this 1519-nucleotide messenger RNA. RefSeq lists its product as uncharacterized. Bases 422 to 1441 code for a protein of 339 amino acids. Lineage: Eukaryota; Fungi; Ascomycota; Sordariomycetes; Sordariales; Sordariaceae. The transcript has a single exon. The record is from RefSeq and is a predicted model, not a curated record.